Molecule: messenger RNA, 1217 nt
Organism: Tarenaya hassleriana
Lineage: Eukaryota; Viridiplantae; Streptophyta; Magnoliopsida; Brassicales; Cleomaceae
Product: probable S-adenosylmethionine-dependent methyltransferase At5g38780
Exons: 3
Coding region: 37-1131 (364 amino acids)
Biological process (GO): methylation
Molecular function (GO): S-adenosylmethionine-dependent methyltransferase activity
Source: RefSeq, a predicted model, not a curated record
AGAGCAGCAAAAUCAAAAACCGCUUCAAGAUUUGAAAUGGGAAAAGAGAUUGUGGUCACUUCACUUCCCAUGGUUGGGGGAGAUGGCCCCUUCAGCUACUCCAAAAACUCCCAAAUGCAGAGACGAACAUCAAAUCUAUUAAAGGACAGGAUCGAAAAACUGAUAAUGGAGAAACUCGAUGUCGAAACCCUAAUUUCACGAUCGAACAACACCAUCUGCGUAGCAGAUUUGGGUUGUGCCACUGGACCAAACACAUUCCUCCACGUCGAAAACAUCAUAAAAUCCAUCAAAUCGAACUUAGAAUCAAGAUCCGACAAAUACCCAUCUCCCGAAUUCCUGGUCUUCUUCAACGACCUCCCUUCCAAUGAUUUCAACACUCUCUUCACUGCGCUCCCGCAAGACAGGAGCUACUUCGCCGUGGGAGUUCCGGGCUCGUUUUACAGCAGAUUACUGCCGGAAUCGACCGUACACGUGGCCGUGGCACUCGCCUCCACGCACUGGCUGUCACGUGUGCCGGAGGAGUUGUUGGACAAGAACUCGAAGGCUUGGAACAAAGGGAGGAUCCAUUACUCGAGUGCACCGGAGGAAGUGGUGAAAGCUUACGAGGAUCAGUUUGGUCGGGACAUGGAGGAGUUCCUGGAAGCUAGGGCUAAGGAGAUUGUUCCCGGAGGUUUGGUGGUUGUCGGAAUGUGCGGUAUUCCUCGUGGAAUCCCGUUUUCGAAUCUCGCUGCUGGUAUUAUGUACGAAACCAUGGCCGAUGUUCUCCACGACAUGCGUUCUGAGGGUUUGGUUACCGAAGAUCAAAUCGAUACAUUCAAUUUACCGAUCUACCAUGCCUCGCCCGAGGAAGUAAGAGAUUCCGUCGAGAAGAACGGGUCUUUCACGAUCGAAAUCAUGGAGCUUAUGGAUCCGUCGGCUUGGCUUAAAUGGAGAAUGAAUUCGGAAGACGUGAGAGAAUGGACAAGGUGCAUAAGGGCAACAAUGGGAACAUUCUUCAUCACGCAGUUCGGGGAAUAUGUCACGGAAGAAAUACUCGAACGUCUCACAACUAGACUCAUCGAUGUCACGGACAAGCUCGAGGACAGCUACCGAGAGAAGAUCAUGCUGUUCUUUGCUUUGAAACGAAAAUAACAAGCUUGGGAAUAUGUUUUUGCUGGUUUUCACCGGUUUAAUCUGAACCAGUUGAUUAAAUGCGUGAUUGUUUUCGGUUUGUUUUC